CUCUUAAUUAAAGCUUUAAUGCAUUUAGAUGACGAAGAAUGUGGUAAAUUUGAUAGUAUCGAACAAACAUUGGAACUGAACAAUCAUAUUAGAAUUGCUUUCUGUAGGCCGUUGGAUAAAAUAUUCAAUAUCAAAUGUAAAGGAAUGCGGUCUUUAGCUCGUGUUAUAGGAAGAUUGGACAUGGAAACCGGUGAUAGGCUUGUACAUGUUAACGAUACACUUAUAUUUUGCCGAUGCGAAUCCAACAAAUGGAUAAGAAUGAUGAUUGAGCCAUGGAUCAAUGAUAUGUUUUCAUUUUCAUAUAUCUGCAUUUAAUCGAAAGCUGGAUAAAAAGUGACUACUAUUUUAAAAUGGCAAAAAUAUAUUAAACUUAAUUUGAUAAUUCUAUUAAGAUUUGAGGAUAUUUUUAAUGUGACACACCCAAGACGGCGCGCGGCCAGAAAGACUUGCUUCAAUAUUUGCACGCCUUUAUGGCUGCGCGCCGUUUUGGUACGUACCCAUUUUUAAUAGCUAUUCAUAAUUUAUUUUCGAAAAAGCAAAAAAUAUACAGGUUAGAAUAUAGAAGUACAUACAUAUUUUCAACCUAUGAAAUAAGUCGAAAUAUAAAAUGGCGAUGUAUCUAAUAGAAAAAAUAUUUGUGGAUUUAGGAUUUAAGAGUUUAGGAUUUAACAACUCAACUAGUUGAGGCUGUAAAAUUGAGAGCAUAGAAAUUUGAGAAUUUGCUAUUUGCGA
This is a messenger RNA of Meloidogyne enterolobii, 732 nucleotides long. The record is from the annotation of a GenBank genome assembly. Lineage: Eukaryota; Metazoa; Nematoda; Chromadorea; Rhabditida; Meloidogynidae.